GUCAGAGUUUGGGCUAUAUGCUUUUAAAGUCGACAUCGACAUCUCAUGAGAUGCGAGUUGAGAUAUUGUAAAAAGAUAAUUAUCGUAAAAUUUAUACGAAAAUGUCGAGUCCUGUUUCUCAUAGGGAUGAGUCUACGGACUUGAGUCCUACAGUUACAAACACGUCAAUGGAUUCGGAGCCGAAGAAGACGGGCAAGAGAGUGCUCUCAUGUGUGCUCUGCCAACAGAGGAAAAAGAAAUGCGAUCGGAAGAGUCCGUGUUCAAAUUGCAUAAGGCUCAAAACAGUCUGCACUCCAAGUUUACCAGCUCCGCCAAGGAAGCGCAGACGUCCGAAUCAAGAUCUUCUGGAAAGGCUUGCGAGAUGUGAAGAACUCCUCAGGCAUUGUACUUGCAUAAGACUUCCAACACCAGAGCAUAGUCCGCCAAAUCAACGCGAAGAAUCACCUCUGAGUUUACACGACGGUGAUGAUUUGAAAAGGAAGAGAAGCAGAGAGCCGUCGCCUACAGAAGCAGAGUGAUGGACACCUGGAGUCGUUCUCUCGUGCGAAUAAGUUCUCGAAGAAAAUAUGGAUGGUCGGUCGGUUUGUUGUUUGACAUUGAAGUCUUCCUGGCAUGAAGCUUCACAUUUCUUGAGACCCGGUUUCUUGCAAUUGGGGCUUUGACUUCAUGGGAGUUGAGGCCUUUCUUUGGGGAUGGACCUUUUGGCAGACAUUGAUGGAUGAUUUGCCUGCAUUUAUGACGAUACCCAGUUCAUUUCUUUCAAUGUCUCAGUUCCUGAGUUACAAAAUAAUCAUUUUGCACGAUCCCUCUUUAUACAAGACGACCAGAUACUUAUACAAUCACCAUCCAAACCUAGUCGUUCAAACACGCGGCAGCUCGCGUUUAGAAUAGCGAAACCGAAAUGCGAAAACGUAAAAAA
Fusarium oxysporum Fo47 is the source of this 919-nucleotide messenger RNA. RefSeq names its product Zn(II)2Cys6 transcription factor domain-containing protein. NCBI's taxonomy places the organism in Eukaryota, Fungi, Ascomycota, Sordariomycetes, Hypocreales, Nectriaceae. The record is from RefSeq and is a predicted model, not a curated record. Gene Ontology annotation, biological process: regulation of DNA-templated transcription. Gene Ontology annotation, molecular function: zinc ion binding; DNA-binding transcription factor activity, RNA polymerase II-specific. The coding region runs from base 102 to 518 and encodes 138 amino acids. The transcript is spliced from 2 exons.